CGGUGGUCAUCGCCGUGACCGUGAAGACCAAAGGGGGAAAUUAGGCGGAGUCAAGCAGAUUUGAAGGGCUUCGAACUGGAAGCGUCCUCUCACAGCAACAGAAGCUAAGAACAGGCGUUUCUCUGCUGGUUUCGAGCGAUUUGUGGAUACAGAAGAAUGCUUUCGCAGCGGGUGAAGAAGACCAUCACUGAUAAUCCAAAGAAGCUAGCCAACUUGAUUGACCUUGUAAAUCUUCCCUCGACGGUUCGAGAAUUUGUGGGUCAAUCUCAAAUUUCUCGGUUAGGCUGUUUUAUGCGGGUUUGGUCCUACAUCAAAACCAAUAAUCUGCAGGAUGCAAACAAUAAGAAUGUGGUGAACUGUGAUGAAAAGUUGAAAAGUAUUCUGUUGGGGAGAUCUCAGGUCGAGUUGGCAGAGCUUCCUGAACUGAUCAAGCUGCAUUUCCCAAAAGCACCCAAGUAAAUAUAUGAUAUCAAUCACCUUGUCUGCCUAUUUAGAAAGCAGCCUCUGGCGCUAGAUGAGAAUCCAAAUUUGUUUGUAUUUUUAUUUUUUUGGGACGCUAUCUUAAUCUCUCAGAACAUGAUGGAGCAGUUGUUUCAAUCUAACAUGUUUGUUGACUACUCACAUUGCUUACGGAAGAGGAUCAUGUCCUAUUCCCUGUGAUUACCUAAAUAAAGGUUUUACACUAAAA
Molecule: messenger RNA, 688 nt
Organism: Neltuma alba
Lineage: Eukaryota; Viridiplantae; Streptophyta; Magnoliopsida; Fabales; Fabaceae
Product: upstream activation factor subunit UAF30
Exons: 4
Coding region: 157-459 (100 amino acids)
Source: RefSeq, a predicted model, not a curated record